AUGCUUUUGCUGAGCCAAACUUUGUUGGUGGCCACUGAUCUCUUUCUGCACGUCUUCCAGGGAAUGGCCUUGGACACCACAAGCACUGAGGUGCAACCACGCGCAUCGCUGGCGGUGAACAUGGUCCACAGCCAUCCUCCCACGAUCACCAUCAGCCUCUUAGAGACGGGCCUCCUCUUGGGCUUGGACCUCUACAGGCCUAAGACUCCCACGGGACUCUGUGGCGCUGGCAGCUUCUCUCCGCCCGGCGACUUCGAGUGCCGCCCCUGCCCCGAUGGCUGGAGCUCCUUCGGUGCCGCAGGGUCAUGCAAUUAUCCCAUGCCGAAGACCUUGAUGAACGCCCUGAAGUUGUUGCUCUUGGGGAUGCUUCUGAUGCUGGUGGUGAUUCCGCAAACGCUGGCACUGAUCCUGAAAUUCUCCAAGGCCUCUUUGCGCACCCAUCUCGAUGAGAUGUUGCAGCCGUUCUUCGUGCCCUAUGCUAUGGUGCUUUUGCCUGCCCUUUGUGCCUGGGCUGCUGUGCGCUGGCGCUUGCGUGUCUUCCUUGCUGUUGUCCCGCUGCUCAGUGCUGCCCUGGGGCUGGCCCACGCGAGGGCUGGGCUGGCAACUGGCGCGCUGAUUUGCCUGGCAGCCUCCUCUUUGGCAGCUAUGCUAUGUUGCCUUUGGGUUCCGGUGUAUUGGGAUCCGAUGAUGAUGGCCAGUGUGCUGGUACCAAGCGCCAAUGCCUAUUUGACGAUGGACUUGAGGAGAUGGCUCCACAAUCCGUUUGUCACGACCGGCGAUGGGACCAAGGCCAACACGGCCGGUGCGCGGAUGAUCAUCAUGGCCGGUUCUGUGGUGUAUAGCUUCACAGCAGGACUUAUGGUCUUGACCUUGAUUCAGCAUCAGGGCCAUGGUGUUUGGACGCCCAUUGGACCCUGCGCCAGCAGGCAUGGCAAGCUGCCGGCUUGGGCCAUGACCGUCGCCUGCAGCCUGUCCAUGGUUGCAGUGGGCUUUGCCGCCAAAGCGUGCAAGGACGCCGAGGACAUCCAUCAGCCCACGCGCUGGGCGCGUGACGAAGAGGUUCGCCCAACACGUUUGCCGCGGCACCUGCGAUUUUACUGGAUACAGCGCCUGACUGUGGUUUGCAAGAGCUGGAGAUCCAGGCAUUUGAUCUUAAUGGCCAGUGCGCUCUAUGACUCCUACACCUUCUACAAGGGACUUCGAGCUUCCAAGGAAGCCUUGAGCUCACAAGCCUAUGACUUCUUUACGAUUUUGAUCUUCGCCAUGUUCACGGCCUCCAUCAAUGCGAUGGCCUUGCUGUUGGACUACUUCCGGGUGCGCUUGCCCGAGCUUGGAGAUCGGAACUUCCGCCUCAGUACUCUUUGCAAGUGUUUCCUGCUUUUUCUGAAACUCCGGGUGCUCAAAGUGCCUUUGACGGUCUAUGUGCAAAUGGACUCGACUUGGUUGAGUGAGAUCUCAACCUAUCCCAGAGUCCUGGGCGAAAGGAUUCCGAUUUGGAUGUGUGCCGAUCCGGGGCUGUGCCCGCUGAAAUGCCGCCAUGAUUUGGGAGGCACUUGCAGCUACACCAAUCAGCCCGCCUAUGGGGGCUGCUUUUGCGAGUAUUUCUCGACCGGCAUCCCAGUGCUGUCUGACCGUUUCAUGGUCUUUGGGAACUGCUUCAUCUCCGCCUGUGCCAUCGCCCUGUUGACCAACUCGCGCAUGAGGACUCGGGGCGUGUUUCGGUACCCCGAGUUGUCCCUCUUCGCGCUGGGGUGCUCCACCUUUCUUCCCACCGCAUUCAUCGCGUUGAAUACGAUCUACCUCUCAGUGCCAAGUCUGGCAGCACGACAUUUGCGAUUCCCCAACGACUUCCUGGUGCUGACGAUCCCGGCGCUGAUCUUCAUCUUGAUGGCCAACGAGAUGGCCAGGCGUUUGGAGACCGCGUGGAAGCUGCGGCACCUGGCGCCAUAUGAGCGGGUGACGCUCAGCUGGUGCGAGAGCGCCUGGCAGGUGGUGAAUUGCCAUGGCUUGGAUCACCUCAACGGCGCUCGUGUGGAAGCCGUGGACGACCAGAACCGUUCCCUGCUCGAGCGCCCCGACGCGCCGCAGGGCGCGCGGGGCGCGCGGGGCUCGGAAAUUACGGUACAAGGCCCUGCGGUGUUGCUGAGCAAAGAUCCGCCCAGGUAUGGUUCCUUAUGGGUCUCCAGUGGCUUUCGCUCCCUGACACCGCUGGCACAUUGGACCACCGUCAUCGCCAUCCUCAAGGUGUGGGACCGGCUCCACAUGCCUGUGAUCUUGUGCGAUGUCCUCCUGCUUUUGGUCCUCUCUGUGGCUGCGAGCAUCCUGAAUUUCACCCUACUGGACGAGGAGAUGGACGAGACAGCCCAAGCGCGGCGCUGGAGCAAGAUCCGCCGGCCCCAGCAGCUCCCGCGCGUCGCCAGCGACGAGCUGAGCCUCCCCAGCGAGGCGCAAUUUUGCGAGGCCUCGCCUCCAAGGGCGGCGGCAGCGGUGACCGGGCCGGGCUCCUUUGUCGAACUUCAAGCAACCUGA
Durusdinium trenchii is the source of this 2529-nucleotide messenger RNA. Lineage: Eukaryota; Dinophyceae; Suessiales; Symbiodiniaceae. The record is from the annotation of a GenBank genome assembly.